This is a messenger RNA of Micropterus salmoides (largemouth bass), 3618 nucleotides long. Its product is annotated as paired box protein Pax-7-like. The coding region runs from base 245 to 1789 and encodes 514 amino acids. Lineage: Eukaryota; Metazoa; Chordata; Actinopteri; Centrarchiformes; Centrarchidae. Gene Ontology annotation, biological process: anatomical structure development; regulation of transcription by RNA polymerase II. The record is from RefSeq and is a predicted model, not a curated record. The transcript is spliced from 9 exons. Gene Ontology annotation, molecular function: DNA-binding transcription factor activity, RNA polymerase II-specific; RNA polymerase II cis-regulatory region sequence-specific DNA binding.
GCCUGGUCCAGACUUGUAUCCUGGGGAAGCAGUCCUGCUUCCCAGCGGUUAAAUAGCCCAUGUUGGGGACUCCCUGCCGCCUCAGCAUCUCGGAUCGCUCUUUAACCUCUGGACCUGUCAGACCGGCCCUCCUUCACACGCUCGGGACCAACAAGUCUCCCCCUGAACUGGACCUCCAGAGACGCGUCCGUCCUUUUCCUUUUUCUUUUCUUUACCUUUUCCAUCUGUUUUUUUUAAUGGUACAAUGUCGUCUUUGCCAGGAACGGUUCCGCGGAUGAUGCGCCCGGGUCCCGGACAGAACUACCCCCGUACCGGAUUCCCUCUGGAAGUGUCCACUCCUCUGGGUCAGGGACGAGUCAACCAGCUCGGGGGGGUCUUCAUUAACGGCCGGCCGCUGCCCAACCACAUCCGACACAAGAUAGUGGAGAUGGCCCACCACGGGAUCCGGCCCUGCGUCAUCUCCCGACAGCUGCGGGUCUCCCACGGCUGCGUCUCCAAGAUUCUGUGCCGCUACCAGGAGACCGGAUCCAUCCGGCCUGGAGCGAUAGGAGGCAGCAAGCCGAGGCAGGUAGCCACGCCGGACGUGGAGAAGCGGAUAGAGGAGUACAAGCGGGACAACCCCGGAAUGUUCAGCUGGGAGAUCCGAGACAAGCUGCUGAAGGACGGCGUGUGUGACAGAAGCACAGUCCCUUCAGGUGAGGCCUCCUCCGUGAGCUCCAUCAGCCGCGUUCUUCGAGCUCGCUUUGGGAAAAAGGACGAUGAGGAGGAGUGUGAUAAAAAGGAUGAAGACGGAGAAAAGAAAACCAAACACAGCAUCGACGGGAUCCUCGGAGACAAAGGCAGUCGGAUGGAUGAAGUGUCGGACGUGGAGUCAGAGCCGGACCUCCCCCUGAAGAGGAAGCAGCGCAGGAGUCGGACCACAUUCACAGCAGAACAGCUGGAGGAGCUGGAGAAGGCUUUCGAGAGAACCCACUACCCAGACAUCUACACCAGGGAGGAGCUAGCCCAGAGGACCAAGCUCACUGAGGCCAGGGUCCAGGUGUGGUUCAGCAAUCGAAGGGCUAGGUGGCGAAAACAAGCAGGAGCCAAUCAGCUAGCAGCAUUCAACCACCUAUUGCCAGGUGGAUUUCCUCCCACAGGGAUGCCAACACUUCCUACGUACCAGCUGCCAGAGUCCGGCUACCCCACCAACACUCUGCCCCAAGACGGCAGUGGGACAGUUCACCGUCCCCAGCCGUUACCUCCAUCCACCAUGCACCAGAGCGGUCUGUCCAGCACUGACAGCAGCUCGGCUUACGGUCUGGCCUCCAACCGCCAUGGCUUCUCCAGCUACUCCGACACCUUCAUGAGCUCUGCAGCACCAAGCAACCACGUCAACCCUGUCAGCAAUGGACUCUCCCCACAGGUGAUGAGCAUCCUGAGUAACCCCAGCGGCGUUUCCUCACAGCCACAACACGACUUCUCCAUCUCGCCGCUCCACAGCGCCUUGGACUCGUCUCCAUCCAACGCCAUCUCAGCCAGCUGCAGCCAGCGCUCAACCGAGGCCUCCAUUAAGACGGUGGACAGCCUCCCAUCAUCCCAGUCCUACUGCCCCCCCACAUACAGCACCACCGGCUACAGCAUGGACCCAUCUGUGGCAGCCGCCGGCUACCAGUACAGCCAGUAUGGCCAGACUGCUGUGGACUACCUGGCGAAGAAUGUGGGCCUGUCCAGUCAGCGCAGGAUGAAGCUGGCCGACCACUCGGCAGUACUGGGACUGCUGCAGGUGGAAACCGGUCAGGCCUACUAGUACUUUAAACCACAUGACACCUGGUCACCAGCACAACCUGCAGCUCCUGCUACUGUCCCCACAAACCUCCCAGAGAACAUGUGUUUGUGUGUGUGUGUGUGUGUGUGUGUGUGUGUGUGUGUGUGUGUGUGUGUGUGUGUUGAUAUUUAGUUUUUCUAGACUUUAUUUGAUGUUAGUAUGUCUCCAAGCUUUAAACAUUCCCCGUGGAACAGCAGGGUCAGCACCGUCUUCAUAUCACACCAAAUGUUGUUCACAGCACCAUGUAUUUAACUUUUAACUAGAGAUGUAAAGAAUUACUAUGGGAAUCACAGUGUGUCCUCGCUGCAGCAGGCGUCCCUGUCCACACUCAGACAGCAGAAUCAUGCGUCACAGUCACUCAGACUGAACGCAGAGCACUUUUCUUCUGGUUUGCAUCUAUUGGAUUGCUGACAUUAAAUGCAGGUCUGAAGGAAACACCUGCCGGGCUGAUCACUUAUUUUGUGUUUCCCUUUGCCAUAUUUGUGUGAUCGCGGCUCAUGAAUGCUACCUCAGAUCCAGUGUGUUACCUUUUGAGCACACACAGCAUCACACAAGGCUGCAGUGAACAGAGACCGGUUUUCAGCUGCUGAUCCGUCCCGGCUGAGUUUUAGUGUUUUAAACUUUUUGUUCACCUUGAGCAGAAUAAAAUGCUGGAACAACCCGAGACACCUUUUGUGUGAAACUUUAUAGAAACUGAACAUUAGCACAAAAUAUUGUCAGCUUAAAAACAAAGUGUCAGCCUUCAGGAUGCCGUGUGUGUGUGUGUGUGUGUGGACGUAUGUGCGGGAGAUAAACUGGACCAAUGCUGGAGACUCUGCAGUCCCUCUGAUCAACAACAAGACCUCCUGAAGAGGUUUGGCUGGAGGCCAAACGGCUCCGGGCUGAGCAGCUGAACUUCAGUGUGAUGAUCCUCCAGCAGCUGGGUACCAGGGAUGAACUCUUCUUUUCCUCAGUUUCAUUUCAUGUCCGCUCUUGUGUUUAAGCACUAGAUGGUCCAACGGCUGACUCAGCUGGGUUUUGAGGAAUCAUCUGCAGCUAAAAGGUGGAUCUCCUACAGUAGUUAUGCUUGCAUUCUUGGGGAGAUGUGUGAGUUAUGUUUCUAUUCAACAUAGCAACAGAAGUGCAAAAUGUUUUCAAGUCAUUAUCUGGCCAUGACAGCUAAAGGAAACAGAUAAAUGUUUGCUGUUUUUUAUUUAAGUCUGGAAACCAAAAACUGGAAAGACUGGAAAGAACAGAAAAGAGUCUUAACAAUAGAAAUGUGACAACUUUGACUUGAGAAGGUUUAGUGCAGUCAGAGAGCCGUACUAACCACAAGGAGGGCUCCUCCAUGCUGCGUUCAGGAGAAGAACACCACUGUAGUCCUUCAGCAACAAUGCCAAUCAGUUUUCUUUUUUCUUCACUCUCUGUAUGUGAUGCCAGACAGAGUUCAUUUCAUUCCAGUGUCCCUCUGCUGCAUCGGUCUCACACUGAGGCUUGUAAGAUCUCUGCUGUCUCUCUUUGGACGCCGGCUGUGUUAAACUUCUACCUUGUGUAUGUAUAUUUUUUCACUCACUGCAAAGCAAGGAGAGCAUGAAGGAUCAAAUGUACAGAAAUGUUCACUCCUGUUUACCUCUUGGUCCUCUCUCUGCUUGUUUCGUUCUGCUUUCUGUUGGGCAUGCGUGUUCGUAUGUUGCCAUAGUAUAAUUUAUUCUACCUGUAUUAAGUAUUAGACUAGUGAGAAAUUUGUAUUGGCAUUUACUCCCUCAGCCUUUCGGUGUGUCGACUGUAACACUGGCGUAACUGUUCAUUAAAGCUCUACAACUGGACCAAGA